UAUUCAUACAUGUAGUUAUAAUUCUAUAUUUCUCCUUUUAGUGAAGCAUAAUCCUUUGUCAAUGAAUAUGCAUUGAUUAAAAUUUACUGUGCUUAUUGUCUGAACACAUUUGUUUACAGGCGUGUUAUGGACGAAAACUUAACGGAGAAAAAUAAGACAAAGAAUGGCACAGGGAGGAGGACUUAGCGGCACUGGGAAGCUGCGGCAGUUCAUGUGCAUCGAGUACCCGGGUCUUGUGAAAAAUGUUGACAAAAUGCUCGAGACUCUCGGAGGUGUAGAGAAGAUAUCGGAGGUGUAUUGUGAGGAUAAUAGAAGGAUGGAGUUGCGUUUCCGUCCUGAUGAUGUGUACUGCAAACCCACCUGCGGAGAGCAACACAACUCCACGGCCUUGCUGUUACGUGUUGUCCGCAGAAAGAAGAAAAAAAAGAAACAACAAGAGGCUGAUCCAAAGGUUCCAGAGGCAGUUGCUGGGAGUAGUGCCGAAGAUCCGAGCCCACCGGAAGGAGACGCAAGCACCUCAGUGAGAUCAGAACUCAUAGGCGUUGUUCAUACUAUGUACAAGUUUAACAAUCUGUGCGACUUUCAGUAUGUGCCUGUAGUCAACACAGAAGACGGCCUUGCCCAGGAGUGUGUCUAUGACCAGCUUGUCCCUCAGGGAAUGGAAAAGGCCGACUGGCUUAACCAACCUGCGCCCUUGUUUCUACCCCCAGCGGCUUUCACACGCAUGGAUGCUCCACAAGACUACCGAUACAGACGAGAAGCCAACAGCGACUCCAAAUCCAGAGUGCCACAGAAUAUCAUUUGUCGGACACGUCAGAGAAGAACCCACUUUGCCAUCUUUCAUUCCUUCAAGGAUGAUGAAGUGCCCAAAGACCCCCUGCCAGGAGCAAUGUCACAAAUCCGCAUCAAGUUCAUGGACAAUGCGUUCUAUCAGGGUCUCAAGGACGAAUUUGAUAAACGACCAAUCUGGUCUAAAAAUGCCCUGCAGGUUUGGCUGGGAUAUUCCAAGGAUAAACUUAAGUACCUGCUCCCAACGCUCUCCUAUUACUUCCACACGGGUCCCUGGAGGAACCUCUGGGUGCGGCUGGGCUAUGACCCUCGGAAAGAUCCCAACGCUUGGAUCUACCAGACCUUCGACUACCGCAUCAGGCAAGCAGGUGGUGUCAAAACUAAAGUGGAGGCGAAACGCAGCUACUCCAACUACGUCCUUCCUUACAAGAGUUCAAACACCUCAAGGAGAAAGACUUCUGUGAUUCAGUCGCUGCACCUUGGGGAGGCUGGGGAGGACGGCAACGAGGAAGCCGCAGGUAAAGAGAAGAACCUGGAAGAACUCUACAUCUUCAGGCCAGGAAUGAUACCUCCUUACAGGCAGAUGUUCUACCAGGUGGGCUAUGUUGUUUGGUUUCAAACUCUUUCUUGUGGCGCCUGUGUUGUGUUUCGUGUGUCUCCUUGUGAUAAGCGUCUGUCUCAACAUAAAUACGCUAUAUCUAGGGGACACAAUAACAAUGCCCUCUUCUACAAUCAUUGGGGCAAUGGCCAUAAGAUGGAAAGGAAAGCAGCGCGCAUUGUCUUCCCUGCCGCUGAUGUCCAUAUCCGCAGACUGGCGGAAUCUUCUCUGGUUAAGCUGCUGCCCAACUUCAACUUGAACAGGGGUUUUUCUCAUGCCGACAGCCUCCUAGCUUCCCACAUCCUCCGCCUCCUUCCUUAUGCUACUCAUCCUACACAGAGACCGCCUAAUCCUUCGACCUGA
Penaeus vannamei (Pacific white shrimp) is the source of this 1750-nucleotide messenger RNA. The record is from RefSeq and is a predicted model, not a curated record. Lineage: Eukaryota; Metazoa; Arthropoda; Malacostraca; Decapoda; Penaeidae.